CAUUAAUCCAGAAGGUCGUCCCUUAUGACUAAGGCUUUAGUUUCGCCCAUCUACUGCGAAAAAGUUUGGUUUUUGCGUUCCUGCCCAGUCUGUAGAACUUUUCUGCGUUCGUUGUUCCGCGCUUCAAGAGGAUCCUGAUCGGUUUCCAAAAAUGCGAGUAGGGGCCCACGAACGCCGCCCUAACCUCAAGAACUCACUGGGAGGUAAUGUUGCAACAUCAAACCCUGCUCAAGCUCAGGGCGGGCGUGAAGAAGGGCCUUUCGAGGAGCUGCAAGCCCGGCGAGAGAAAGUUCCCACGACAUCACCGAAUGUGGUGGUCCCUGAAGACACAGGCGAAGAUGUUGAUGAAAAAGGAGAGCAACAACAUCAAAUCCUCCAGGCCCGUCAAGACCGGCUGCGGCUGAUCUGUCUGGUCCGUGGCAUCAACGCUUUCGGGAUGGGACUGCUGGCCAGUAGCCGGACGAACUUGCUGUACAAGGUCGUGAACGGAGGAGCGUCGUCCACGACAACAAGUGGUGGGACAGCUGCAACGACAAGAACAUCCUCAACCCGUCCCGCCCCUGAUGCCCAGGCCCAGCAACUCCAACAUACCAAUGUAGCGAAUUUCUCCUCCCAAAUUUCCCAUAUCGUGAGAAAAAAGUGUUACAGUUACACACUCUGAUGGGAGACAAGCAAGACAGAUAAACUCUGUCAUGCAGGAGAUGCUUGCCAACCUCACUUCCUUCGUGUUUUCCCUUUAUAGUUUGCGCAUCACAGGUCUUGUUUGCCAUGUCGAGCAGAUGCAGAAACUCCAACAAAUGUGUAACUGUAACACUUUUUUCCUGUGAUAUCCGAGCUCUGUACGUUACUGGACUUUUUUGUGACCCCGAUGUUGAACCGGCGCCUGGACAAAAGCCGAGUACGGACGAUGGUCAAUGGCUUUUUCAUUCUCGGGGUCGCGAAAAUGGUGCUGGCGGUCACCUGCAGUGGUCAAGAAGGUCAGAACGGGCUCGAGACCACAAGCAUAGAAGUACAACAACCGACGAGAACUACAAAGGCACGGAACUUCAUGAAGCCGAUUUUCGUCUUACACCAACUAAUUCUCACCACCGUGUUUCCCAGCGUGUUCCGGGCGUGCUCCGCGUGGCUCGGCGACCUCGUCGGCCACGGCUCGUUGGAAGCGGUGAACCAAAACCAGAUCGUGUUUCGCGUCGCCUUGGCAACGGGGUUGUUGGGGAAUUUUGCCGGGCAAACAUUCUUCCCGUAUAAAGACAAGCCGGAGCUGAGCUACUUCUGCCACGGGGCGAUCGCCGUUCUUGCCAGCGCGGUGCUGUUUUUGCGGACAAGAAGUCGUGCGGAGGAGGGCGGGUCCAUCACGGGUAGUUCUUCGGGUGAGCCAGCAACCGAAAAGACGACCGAGAAACAGCACGGCAAUUAUAGUGGAAAAGUGGCGGGCACUUCGAGCAAGAAUUUGCUCACCGCGGCAACGGCUGAGAACUUUUCAAUCCGCCUGGGAGAAGGCACGAAGCAGGCGGAAAUACGGGAAGAUGCUGAGCAACAUCACGAACACGAGGUGGACCAGAAUCGGGCGACCGAUGUAGACACCACGGGUACGGGAAGCAGGAGAAAUAACAACGACCAACACCAAGUCUCAGCAUCAACUGCCGUAUCCAAAACAAGCCUCACCAACCGUUAUUUCCACAAACCCUUCCAAACCUUCUUCCCGGGUUUUGCGGAGAGCCGGAAACUUCGGCUUCUCGGCCUCCUGAUGGUCUGCCGCACGUUGCCGACGUAUGUCGGGUCAGUCAGUACGAUGUACUACCGUCAAAAAUUCGGCGACAACCGCUGGGGCGGCGGCUCAGACAGCAUCAGCGAGCGGCUGGCGCGCGUCGCGUUGAUCGUCAACAGCUUGCUUCUGAUACCGGUGUUGCGAACGUUCACGGGACAUCAAGACAAGGCGCCGAAUAUUACCUCGGCUUCCGGUUCUUCGUCCGACGACCGUGCAAAUGAGAGCUGCAAGAACUCCAUUCUGAACCGCGGCGCGGUUUUCUUACUGCAAUCGCACGCCCUGGUGGAGAUUGCCGCGUAUCUGAAUGUCUACCUUGCAGAAAACCCCACCCGGGUGCUCUGGGUGAACAAUCUGCUGUACAUGUUGCACUUCGGCGGGGAUGUGUUGCAGCGCACGUUUCAGCAGGAGGCGGAACGCAUGAAGCUUGGACAGGGCGCGCUCGCGACGGCGCAAAGCAACUUGAUGCUCCUGCCGUCCAUUCUCAUGCCGUCGUUCUUCGCGAAAGUAUUUGACUUGAAGACGAAGGUAGUUGUGCGGGACAAUGGUCGUGAGGUCCUCGUGUCGAGGACGAUCCCAGGUUCAGGUGGUUCUCUCGGGGCGCUUUUGCGGAAACUGAAUUUGGAAUUUGUGGUCGACCCUUACAUAGUUGCCACGCUGAUGGAACUGUGUAAUGCGAUUUUUGUGAUCCCUUUCCUACAGAAAAAGCUGCGCGAUUGUCAAUCUUCAAAAAAGCAGCCUGCGGCUCAUACUGCUGUUUCUAGCUGCAUUCAUGCAGCGGGACGAUGA
This is a messenger RNA of Amoebophrya sp. A120, 2554 nucleotides long. The record is from the annotation of a GenBank genome assembly. Lineage: Eukaryota; Dinophyceae; Syndiniales; Amoebophryaceae.